Daphnia pulex (common water flea) is the source of this 1209-nucleotide messenger RNA. RefSeq names its product receptor-type tyrosine-protein phosphatase eta-like. Gene Ontology annotation, molecular function: protein tyrosine phosphatase activity. Bases 1 to 1086 code for a protein of 361 amino acids. The transcript is spliced from 7 exons. The record is from RefSeq and is a predicted model, not a curated record. NCBI's taxonomy places the organism in Eukaryota, Metazoa, Arthropoda, Branchiopoda, Diplostraca, Daphniidae. Gene Ontology annotation, biological process: protein dephosphorylation.
AUGGAAGCUCCGGAAAAGGAUACUGAACAUAACAUCAACAAAAAAUCGUCAGUUGAAAGCCGAGGCAGAAUUCCGUCGAUGAGCCACAGUGGACUUAUUCCUUCGUUUAACCGUAAUAGGACAUCACGUGCCAGCCGCAACAGCAGUAAUAGCCAGAAUAGCUCCAACGAAAAUGCUGAAAUGGACCUAGAUUGUUUGCCUCAAAUGACAAAACGGCCGUUGAACAUACGCGAUAUUUGUUCGUUUGACGUUGGACAAGCUCGAAUGGAAUUCUUUUUAAUCAAUAAAUUGGCAGAAAUAGAAACCAAAAGGUUGCCCCGCACCAUCGCUGAACGAUCUGAAAAUAAAAUGAAGAACAGAUUCUUAAAUACCCACCCUUAUGAUUUUAAUCGAGUCUUACUCUCCCAAUCGGAAGACUACCAAAACGACGGAUACAUUAACGCUUCUUUCAUUCCGGGGUUUUCUGAAAAAGAAAAGGAAUACAUUGCCGCUCAAGGCCCAAAGGAUAAUACUUUAGGCGAUUUCUGGCAAAUGAUUUUGGAACAAGAUGUAAGGUUAAUCGCCAUGGUGACUUCUCUUUACGAAUGUGGCAAGAAAAAAUGUGAAAAAUAUUGGCCAAGUGAAGAUGAAUUGGUGAUUUACGGUGAUGACACUCAAUUAGAACUCUUGCGCGAGACGACGUACUCAUUUUACACAAUACGGAAUAUCCUUGUAACAAAAGCUCCGGAUCUUAAGCGAGAGAUCCAACAAUUUCAUUUUACCGCUUGGCCGGAUUUUGAGACGCCUGAUCAGCCGGAAGAAUUAAUCCGAUUUAUUGAAAUCGUCCGCAGACAAGCUAGACAGUUGAAUUUUUCCUCGCCCAUCGUUGUUCAUUGCAGCGCGGGAGUUGGUAGAACAGGGACAUUCAUAGCUCUUGACUAUCUAAUCCAGCAAGUACUUAUAACUGAUCUAGUUGACAUUCCAAGGACAGUUCGUCAUCUGAGACGCUUCCGCUUGUCCAUGGUUCAAUCAGAGGCACAAUAUGUUUUCCUGUACUCCUGCAUUGCUCAUUAUGUCAAGACAAGACUGAGUGCUGAGUCAGGCUAAAGAAAAAAGAUAAUACUUCGAAAAUAUCUGUUAUAUAAUAUCUGCGAAAAUAUUUAUUUCGCUUUAUUACAAAUUUGAUUGAAAACUGUGUGAGCUGUAAUAUACAGUGAUUCCAUAAUCUAA